This is a messenger RNA of Ceraceosorus guamensis, 1745 nucleotides long. RefSeq lists its product as hypothetical. Bases 411 to 1727 code for a protein of 438 amino acids. Lineage: Eukaryota; Fungi; Basidiomycota; Exobasidiomycetes; Ceraceosorales; Ceraceosoraceae. Gene Ontology annotation, cellular component: endoplasmic reticulum. The record is from RefSeq and is a predicted model, not a curated record. Gene Ontology annotation, molecular function: misfolded protein binding; protein-folding chaperone binding. The transcript has 4 exons.
CUGCAAGCUCCUCGCGAUCACGCUUCUCCAUGACAUCGCGCCGUCACUACUGUCGCUGCUGUCCACGCGAACGCCAACGCGAACGACACACCUUCCGCGGCGUUCUGGCGAUUUUCGCAACGAAUGCGCGCGUCACGGGUGUCUUGAUACGACGUUCCACGUACGACGCAAGCCGACCAUCGAUCGAUCGAUCGAGCGGUGCUGGGCAAGCUCUGAUCGCGCGCGAGGAAACCUCGAAUCUCCAAACCACCUGGCGCGGAACACAACCGCGCCGCUGUACAGCACAUUCGCAGCUGUGCCAACUUUGAGUCCAGCAAGUGCUGCAUGGCCUGCGAGUGGUGAAGGCCCAUCUAGCGUGCACCUCUCGUGUCUGCAGGAGAGUCAGAGUGAUCAGCAUCUCCAACAUCGUCAUGCUGGACGUGCUGGACAAGUAUCCCGUGCUAUCGGCCCUGUUGCCCUUCAUAUAUUGGAGCACCUUGCCAAGCAUCGGUACGCAACUCGCCCUGCACGCCUUCUACACCAUUUCGCCCUCGCUUCGCCCCACGACGCAAGCCGACGUCGCGCUGCAUUUCAACAGAGCUCGCGUCCUGGUAGUGAGCGCCUACCUCUUCUACACGCUCCACCAAGCCCUCGUGGGUGCACCGCCCAACUUUUACACCACCCUCGGUCUGCCGCUGGAUGUUGAGACGGAACACGUGCCGAGAGCUUUUAGAAAGCUGGCUAGGAUCUAUCAUCCUGACAAGGUGGGUCCUAGAGGCGAGGCCUUCUUCAUCGCUGCUAGGACAGCUGCCGACGUCAUUGGCGAUCCGACCAAGCGAUAUGCCUACGAUCGGUUCGGACCGAGCGUGAUCGCUUGGGAGAAGCUGUACACUGUCAGGGAGCACAUGGGACAAGGUUUUCAAGAGGCUUUGCCCUACUACGUCGUCCAGCCCGCCAUUCUGAGCUUCAUCAAUUGGCUCAAUGGCGACGGUUUCAUCGACUUUUGGAGAGCCACGCUUUUCAUGCUCAUGGCUUCCUCUGAGCUCUACCUGUGCGCCUUGCCCGAACGACCUGCGCUCCUCGUGCGCCUCUUGCCCAACACCACGCAAGCCGAGGUGGUGUCGUUCUUGCACGAGCUCUUUCUGUCCGUAAUGCUCGCGAGCAAACAGAUCGCGCCUCUCAUUCCCAAGCUGGGCAUCAUUCCUUCCAACAUUCCCCGGUACGGCAAGAGGACGAACGAGGAGACGCAGAGGGAUCUGCAAGAGUUGGACAGCGUCAUGGUCAGGUUGGCUCAGCUGGCCGAGGUGACGCGAGGAGAAUCGCAAAGGGGCGUGGCUGCUAGUCUUGAACCUCUGCGUCCCUCCCAGAGACCCUCUGCUCAGACCUUGCAACAAGCAGCGCAAGAAGCUGCCAAAGCGGGCGCACCUCCUCGGCCCAAUGGGGCCUUUUUGAUACGAGAGCCGAGUCAGGUGGAACAGACUUGGAUGCACCUGUUCGCAAGGGAAGUGUUCAGAAAGCGGGUGGAGAAUAGCAGGUUGGAGAUGGGACUCGAGUCGAGCGAGAGAAGCGAUGGUGCGCCCCCGACCGCGACCGCGACCGCGACCGCGGGCGCGCCGAAUGGACAGGCAAGCAGCGCAGCAUCGCAGCCGGGUAGGGAAACCGCGAUGCUCUCGAAUGGUCAGGGCGUAGAUAGGGAGCAUCACGCCACGCCUGGCGAUCACGAUCCCAGGGUUGAGCUCACGCAAUAAAAGAAACUGUUCAACCGC